Messenger RNA from Xylaria bambusicola, 6929 nucleotides. RefSeq lists its product as uncharacterized. Bases 542 to 6688 code for a protein of 2048 amino acids. The record is from RefSeq and is a predicted model, not a curated record. The transcript is spliced from 3 exons. Gene Ontology annotation, biological process: regulation of transcription by RNA polymerase II. Gene Ontology annotation, cellular component: Set3 complex. NCBI's taxonomy places the organism in Eukaryota, Fungi, Ascomycota, Sordariomycetes, Xylariales, Xylariaceae.
AUUGGGGUAGGCGCUUCCGAGACCAAAUCGUGUUUUCGAGAUCUCUAAUGCAAUCUCAGUCACCUCGUCUUCUGCUGCCAGUCUUCCACUCUCUGCCUCCUCACGCAUACACACGUACAUAGUACAUACGCAUAUACAUCCAAUCCACAUACGCAACCACGCACGCACGCACACGACGCCAGCGCCAUCUCAUUCAUCCACCAGCCGCUGUCUCUUGUUCCGCGGGCCUUGUGCGCGCGUCCUCAUGCGCAUCGUCGUUCGCUGCCGCCGCUGUCCCAUCGUGUGUGUGUGGGUGUGUCCCAGUGCCCGUCCCGAGCAGUCGGCCCACGGGAACCCAUGAUAGCCGACACGACCAUUUCACCACUAUCACGACGGGCCUGCUCUCCCUGAUAUUCAUCAAUAUACUCAUCAAGUAGAAACAACCAUCGAGCGACAUUGUUAUUUUAUGUAUGAGGUAGAGUUGGAAUCCCCCGGAGCUUCGCAUGUAAUACCUACACGCCGGGCUAGAGUCUAAUUUCGAGGGGAAUUCCAUCUCGUUAUUAUGGCGUCGCGUUACAAUGGAUCAAGAUACGAUGGCGACUCACGCCGCUCCAGGUCCCGUGAUCGUUCGCCGGAUAGGAGAUCCCUUUAUAGCGACAGCGGGCCUCGACGGUCGUCUGCAGAAUCUAGGUCCAACACCGCAGCUUUUCAGGCGAACCGAGAUUCAUUUCGGGACACCCUACCGAGAGAUACUCCCCGUGGACCCAAAGCCCUACUCGACCCUCCUAGUGGGCCUCGAGGCGGAGGCUAUUCGGGCGAUUUUAGAGGGAGGGGCCGUGGUAGAGGUAGAGGUUGGCGAGAGGACAGCCGGGAUCGGGGCAGGGACCGUGAUAUUGAUUUCCGGGAUCGGAGGGACCCUCCUUAUAGAGAUGACCGCAGCCGAGAGCGUGAGCGCCCCGAUUGGCGCGACCGCGAUAGGGACAGCUUCAGGGGCCGCAGGCCCUCUCCGCGUCCUCGUUCGCCACUGGGCAGAGAUUUCCGAGACUCGAGAGAUUCGCGCGACGGGCCUCUCGGUGUAGAUGCAGAUAGAGCAAGGCGCGGAUCGCGAGAUGGACCACUCUCAGCAGGCUCUUCUUCCUCUGAUCCACCUUUCGUUCACUCCUCAUAUCGCGGUGAAUCAUCAUAUCGUGGAGGCUAUGGCCGUGGACGCGGCCGAGGUCGAGGGGAUUGGGGGGAUCGUGGUCGUGGUCGUCCAUUCUAUGAAGACAGGGAUAGAUACGUUGGUGGCCCACCCUUCCGAUCACGUUCGCAAGAAGGGCGAUUUCGAGAUAGGGAUGACCGCGAGCGAGAGAACAACAGAUAUCUUGACGCUGACUUGCGCCCGCGCGAUCCUCGGGAUGACCGUGAUACUCGGGAUCGCGAAACACGAGUGAAACUGGACAGGACUUCUCACGAACCUCCAACGUCAACCAAGGAUGUCUCUCCGCCGCCUGUAGCACCUGCCGCGCCCUCUUUUGGUUCUGUGCCUAAUAGAACAGCACUGACAAGUGAGAUGGCAUCGGCCACUGGAAAGGCACCGCCUACGGGGCCCAGGGCUUUGAAGGAAGAUCGCCCUCCUCCUGUAACUGCGUCCCCUCUUGUAGAUACGAGAGCGCCGCCCACCGGGCCUUCCAAGCCGGCUUUCGAAAGAAGUCCACCAAUCCCUUCUGGUCCUCGUUCACAACGUCCUGGCCCUUCAAGCAUGCAAUGGAUCAACCCCAACCUUGCUAAACAUCGAGUACCGGAAUCUCCUAAACCGGCCAGAUCAUCAAGUUUCGCUCAAUCUCGGCCCGCUGGUAUUCGGGGGGAUAGUGUUCAGUCAGAUCAACCAGGAGAUUCCUCUCAUCGACCUCGCAGUAGUGAUGGAAAGAUGGAUCUUGAAACUCCUAGAACAGAGGGCAAUGCCCAAGAAAUACACAGCUUGGAACCGGGCGAAGUUUCAAGGGUUGAGCUGAGACCACAAUCGGCCGGUUCAUCUGCAGAACGGGAAAAGCGCAAGGAAGAACCUAGUUCUACAAAGACUCAUACAGAAGCCUCCGAGGAAGCUGAAGACAUUAAACUUGUGGAUGAGAAGACUGCAGCUCUUGUCAGUAAAACAGAGUCGACAGCGAACCGGAGACCCACCUUGAAAGUCCCGGUCAUACGUGUCUCCUACCCUGAAAAACAAAGCAAGGAAUCUAUUAUGGACCAAUCUUCAGAUUCUGAUGACGAAGAGAUUGGGGAUAUGAUAGAGUCUGGAAUGAUAGAAGCUGAGAAGGAAUUAAAGCAAUUGAAACCGCUAGAGGACUCCGUAUGUAUGGAUCCCAUAAUACGAUAUGCCUUGCUUUCGCUGGAAGCCGUCAAUCAAGUUGCCAUUGAACCUGAAGGCUUAGAAGCUAUGAUUGGUCCUAUUCCGAAAGAGACCCCAGUUCUGGAAAAGACAGAUACGAAGCAAGAUCUGAAAGACUCGAAGAUUCAGGAACAAACAGGGGCGAGCGAUACCUCCCUGGUGGGAGACAAUGUUAAACAACCACAAAAAGAAUCUGAUGCUGUCCUACCAUCACUUAUAAAGGAACCUGCCGGGCCUUCCAAUGAUGUGCCUAAGCAACCCGAACCAUCUAUCGAACAGGAAUCCAAGACUCCCGUGGCACCUAAAUCACCGCCAGGUGAUCAGAAGCUAGCAAAUGAUGGAGAUACAGUUAUGGAAGAUGCCAUGCCCGAGAGUGCCAUUCCUGAAGUGCAACCACGAUCGAGGGUGGCGGUGCCCACAUUACAAGGAGAGCCAGUGCUGCCACUCUUUGAAGAGGCUCAAAUUGAAUCAGGUGAUGCGAGUAAAAGGGAGUCCUGUACACCGUCGCCACCUGAAGAUGAAGACGAAACAGAUAUUGAAGACGUGGAUCUUCAUAGCAUCGCCAUUGUGCGCGAGCACAUGCAAACGCCUCCCCUAGAUAGCUUACCGUACUUUGAUGUGAAGCCUUGGGAUAAAGAUAAAGGGUUCAUGAGAUCUAUGAACACGCAACAGCCGGAUGUUAGUGCCUUUAUUUUACAAAGAUUGGAAGAUGAUGCAUGGACCCAGCACGUUAGGGAAACGCAACUGAAGAAGACGUAUGGCGCAAACUAUGUUAACUACAUCCGGUUUACGAUGUCAGACGAGCCAGUUGCUGUCAAGAGUCGCGAGAAAUUUAGUUGUGUUGUUGGUACUGCGGACCUGGGUGGCCAUACCAAACCUGGAGUAAGCUCAGAGCCAAAGCCCGAAAAUACACGGCGCAGCAGAUACGCCUCUGAGCGUGACUUAGAAAGAGUCCUCGAGGAAUCACGGAAAAUCGAAGAUGACAAACGUGAGAGACAGGAACAGGCUGAAAGAGAGAGGCACAGGACAGAGAAGGAAGCUGUGAUACCUCGCCAAUACCAGACAGAGAAGGAAAGGGAAAACGAAUUCUAUAGUAGCAAUACUGGCCUUGUCCAACCCGAAAAGAUCGUGGCGACAUGGGAGGUCCUGCCUCCCGUGGACAAUUUCACCAAGGAAGAGAGCGAGAUGUUCGAAAAGGCUUAUUUGGAGUUUCCGAAGCAAUGGGGACGGGUCUCCGAACCGCUCGCUCAUAGGGACUUUGGCACAGCUAUUCAGUUCUAUUACCUCAAGAAAGAGAAAGAUGAGCUUAAUCUCAAGGAGAAACUGAAAAGGCAACCUAAGAAACGUAAAAGGGGCGGCCGUGGUAAAACGCGAUCAAGUGCUCUUGUCUCGGAGCUUGGAAACGGAGACAAUGACAACGAAGAGGGGCAGGAGACAGGAGAGAAUGGUGAGAGACGGCGGCCACGUAGGGCGGCUGCCCCUACCUUCAACUCCGAAGCUACUCCUGCUACGGAUGGCGAGAGUGGAACGCCUGCUGGAACUCCGGGACGAAGAGGUGCGGCCGCAACGAGAGCAGAUGGGACUGAAAAGCCUAAGAGAGGACGUCGGGCUAAAGACAAGGAUCAGAAGCAGCCAAGAGUUGCUGUCACUCUCGCCGCGGCGCCUACUCCUGGGCCGACGCCAUCUCCGGCGACGAAAGGCAACCGUUCGCGUUCCGCGUCUAGAGCCCAAAACUUGGACUGGAUUGGUCAGCAAACCCAAGACGACAUGCCUCGUAUCCCCUCUCAGUAUGAGUUGGCACCGAAUCUUGGACAGUCGGCCCCGGGUAUGCCCAUACAAUCUUAUCCACAAUCACAGCCUCUUGUUACUCCCGAAAGAGGUGUUCCUCCAUCAUCUAUGGCAGAUGCAAUGGCUCCUCCACCUUUACGACCAGAACCACCUCCGCAACCUCCAGUGGCAGUUCUCGAUAUAGGUCAACCACCACCACCACCGGAUCGCAAGUCUGGGGGGCAACCCUCAAGCUAUUGGAGUGUACCUGAAGCUGCUGAAUUCCCAUCGUUGCUCAAGUCAUUUGGGAGCGACUGGGCGGCAAUUGCUGCGCACAUGCGGACCAAAACCGCAGUCAUGGUGAAAAACUACUACACCCGCCGAAAAGAUAGCACGGACUGGGAAGCAAUCGUAAAAGAGGCAGAUGAUCGGAAACAUAGGGGCGAGAAGCGGCCACCUCCCCCCGUAUUGGCCACUGGUACCAAGAAGCGGUAUGAUACUUCCAGCAAUCGGCCACUUGCGGCGGCGGAUGCGGUUAUGGAAGAUGUGCCUGCGCCGAAGAUGGAACAUCCUCCUACCAGCCAGUCCAUGAAUACCCGCUUUAACGUUCCUAUUGCUGCUCAACCUCAGCCGCCUCCAGUUGCGCCGUCACCAUUCGCUCAGGCGGCUCAUCUCGUUCCCCAAGUUGGUUCGCAGCCCAUCUCUCAAGCGACAGUCACACAGACAAUGUCGCCGGUUUCUCGGCCCCUGAGAGCGCCCCUUCCCUUCCCCGACCGCGAACGUGAGACAUUCCCUCAACAGGCCACAAGGACUCCACUGGUCUCAAAACCGCCUCAUCCCGCACCAUCGGCCGUGCCAGAACCACCUGUAAGGCAUCCCUUACCUGGCUCGUUGCCCGAUCUUCAACCAGAACGACCAAAAUCCGAAUCGAAGCCUCCUAAGGAGCCAGUUCGCCAACCAGAGCGACAGCAGAUGCGUGUCAAACAAGAACCAGAUCUCGCUCCUCAGCAGGACUUUUACGGCGCUCCUCCUGCCGCGAUCCGAGGUCCGCCAUCGCGUGUAGAGAACAGGCCAUUGUCAUCACGGCCAGUAGAGGCUCCUCGCAACCCAGCACAAGCCCCUCAAGCACCGUAUUCGGUUAUUCAACAUCAAACUAGUCGAGGCUUCAUGAACGAGUCUAACCCAUCGUCCCCUGUACCAUCACGGUCUAUGUUGCCACUAACACGGCCAUUGUCUCGAGCGAGUGCCACGGAGCCAUUUAACCCGUCACCAGCCCAGCGCACACCACCAUCGGUCACUCCUGCACCACCCCGAGCUCCCAAGACCUCUAGUUUGAUGGCGCUUCUUAACGAUGAUCCGCCAGCUCCUCCUCCCAAACGAGUCGCUGAAGUGCCCGCAGCACCUAAGCUGUCCUCAACUCCUCCGCCUCAUGCCAAUCUGUCUCGACCGCCACCGCCGCCACCACCGCCACCGUCUCAUGUGCGCCGUGAUUCUUCACUCACAGAAGCCCAACCCUACGGAUAUUCACGUGGACCUCCACCACCACCCCCUCCAUCUUCAAUGCCAUCACUGAAGCCAUAUACUGCGUCACCUCAAGCUCAACCUUUGAGCGCUCCAAGACAUAUGCCAAUGGAUGGAGGCGUUGAACGAGAUUACUACGGCAAUCGUCCCCGCCAGUACCCGCCUACUGCUGCUAGCUCUCCUCAAAAUACGCCUCAUUACCAAGUUCCUGCUCAGCCUCCACAAGUGCAGCAGUAUCAGUCUCAAACCUCAUAUCCUUAUGGUGCACCAAUCCAGCCACAACCGCCCAAUGCCUCCUCUCCUCCGCCCCAGUACGCCCCUCAUCAAUCUAUGUCGAGAAGUCACGAGCCCUCAUCUUCAGCUAGAGAGACGGGAUGGCCCGCUCAGAGCCCAGGCCAUCCGAUUCAACAACAACCGCACCCCCAGCAGCAGCAUCAGCAUCAACAGAUACAACAUCACCAGCAACCUCCACCACAACAGCAUCAACAGCAACAGCAACCACCACAGCAACCAACGUGGUCCUCGCAUCCGCCACAACCCCCUAAGUCGACACAACCGCAGCCGACACAAUCCGCCUGGGCUGCUCAGCACGCAUCUGCGCCAAAACCUCCCCAGCCAAGUAGCUCUGUGCCACCGCAAUCUUCAUGGGUGAAUACUCCUCCGCCACCUCGCGGACAUGACCCAAUGGCACUGCGUGACAAUUUCCCGCUAUCGCGUAUGCAGACACCUUUACAGGUAUCUUACCCGCCCUCAUCACGUGCUCCUGAACCACCUCCGCCGCAAGGCCCAGCGGGCUAUGCUCGAUAUACCAAUACGCCGAGCAACGCACCUAUCCCAGGGCGGGACCCUCGGGACCCGGGUCCUCCAAGGAGCUACACACCUGUUAGCUAUGAGAGUAGGGUGUACCCAUCCCAGGGACCACCAGACCCGCGGGAUGCACAUCUUCGUGAACAGCAAGCGCAACAGCCGCCGCCUUCGGUCUUGCAACAGCAGUUAAGGCCGCAGGACAGACAUAUAUAUGAUCGGCCGCCACCUGACAGGUACGGAAGGUAGUUAGUUUUAAGAGCCAGAGUAGUGGGAGGUCUAUCUGCGUACUAGGCCAGGUUAUUAUGUUACUAGAGUAUAUAAACAUACUGUUUAUUCAGUUGGUAUUACUGUUUUUGGCGGGUGUGCUCUCAUAAAUUAAAACUUGGAAAUCUGCGAAGCAAAACCAUAUGAGUUUUUCGCCUGGAGUGUGAAUGCUGUGUAUGUGUGUAUGUGUGUAUGUGUGUAUGUGUGUAUGUGUGUAUGUGUG